Messenger RNA from Cuculus canorus (common cuckoo), 1263 nucleotides. RefSeq names its product midkine (gene MDK). The transcript has 5 exons. Bases 165 to 593 code for a protein of 142 amino acids. Gene Ontology annotation, molecular function: growth factor activity. The record is from RefSeq and is a predicted model, not a curated record. Lineage: Eukaryota; Metazoa; Chordata; Aves; Cuculiformes; Cuculidae.
CGGAGGAGGAGCUUGCGAAAAGUUUUGGGCUAAAAAAACCACCUUUUUGCUGCCGGCCGAGCCCGACGUCAGGGGCCGCUGUGCGCUGCGCGGGGCUCCGCACGCGGCCGCUACACAAAGACAGCAGCUCCGCUCCGCUCCCACCGCCCCGCGCCGCAGGCAGGAUGCAGGUCCGGGGCCUCCUCCUCCUCCUGGCACUGAUGCUGCUGGCUGCCACCACUGAGGCUGGCAAGAACAAGAAAGAGAAGGUGAAGAAGGAUGGCUCCGAGUGUGAGGACUGGCGCUGGGGACCCUGCGUCCCCAACAGCAAGGACUGUGGCCUGGGCUACCGUGAGGGAACUUGCAAAGAUGAGAGUAAGAAGCUCAAGUGCAAGAUCCCCUGCAACUGGAAGAAGAAGUUUGGAGCUGACUGCAAGUACAAAUUUGAGAGCUGGGGGGGGUGUAGUGCUCAGACGGGUGUGAAGACUCGCUCUGGCAUCUUGAAGAAAGCCCUGUACAAUGCCCAGUGCGAGGAGAUAGUCUAUGUGACCAAGCCCUGCUCUUCUAAGAUCAAGUCAAAGUCCAAAGCAAAGAAGAGCAAGGGAAAGGACUAGAGCAAGAAGCAGCAUCCUCGUCAGUCCUUCGACAUGGUGCCUAUGGGGCUGUAGCUGGCCCACAUUCCAAUCGUCCUUCUCCUCUCCUUUCUCCUUUCCAUGACCUCCUCUUUCACUGAGAUGCCUUGUUUUAUUUGCUAGUGUUGUAGAGAGCAAACCCAUCCAUUCUGCAGGAGGGGCUGCCCCCCUCCCUGCUGCCUCGCCACCAAUGCCGGUGCAUCCCACUCGCCUCCUCUCACCUAGGGUGGGCCUGUAGAGCUGGGAUGAAAACAUAUUUUUUCCACUGCCUGGCACAAAUGAGUUGCCUUUGGUGUAUCCUUUUGCAAGCCUAGGUGCCUCCUCGCUCCUCUUCUAGGUACCAGUGGCCAGAGGUGAGGGUUGGGUGUUGCAUGCCUGAGUAACCCCCUACACUCAUGCCCCUUCCUCACAUGAAGAGUGCUCUCAGCCCGGGGAACUUCUUUCAGCAUCCCUUUGUCCGGGGCAGGAGUUUUCUGCAGCAGCUCCGGAAAAAAAAAGCCACCAGUCCCAGGAACCACCACAUCCCCUCUCCUGCAUCACUUCUAACCAUGUGUGUGAGUGCUGGAACUGCAGCCCCUCUGCCUUCGAUGCACUGACAUUGGUGCUGGGUGGAAGCUCUCACUUCUUUUGGAAAAUGGGGUUUGUUUUCUUU